AUGGGCCGCCCCGAAGAAGCCUCAGGUGCAUUGUCUAAGCAGGGCGACGAUGUUCCGCCGCCGCCCUACCAAGAGUCGUCAGACGCAACAAGCUCGCAACCACUGCACCAGCAGGUCAGGAGCACGCAAAAUGCCAAUUUCUCAGCAGCACAGCCCCAACAGCAAGCAUACAUCAACCGCCAGUUUCCCGGCAAGUUUUCCAUGUACUCCCAAUCGGGAGGAUUUGGGACAACAUACUACCUCGGCGAGCACGGCUCUCACCCUCUAUACAUUGUGAAGACGCAUACGGGCUGGAGCGGCUCGCCAGACGUGGUUCUGCACUCGGGGCCCAGCGAGUCUUCGCCUCCGCUGGCGGGCGUCUCAGCCAACACCUUAAGCCGUUCUGCCACUGUCGAGCUCCCACCGCUGCCGGGGUCUGGCCGCACUGCUGCAGAGGAGCCGCUCGCCUUUUCCGGUUUCAGCCACGGCACCUUUACCUUUAGCAUCGAAGUCGGCAGCGUAGGCCGGCGGGAGUCGUUUGAGUGGAGACACAGCCACGGCAACGAGGUGGACUCGCUCGGCGGCUCGAGUUCCGGAUGGAAGCUGGUGCGGCUGGCAACAGAUGCGCCCGGGGGUCAAGGCAAAGGAUCGCAUUUCGUAGGCGGAGGUCCGCAGUCGAGCGAUGCCAAGGAAGUUGUGGCCGUAUGGUCCAAUGCCCGUAUGAGCAUGUCAAAGCUGUUCAACUUCCAAUUCCUGGGCAGCGGCGUCACAGGUGCACUAGGGGAGAGAUGGGCUGUCAUGGCUGUGAUUACGGCUCUGAGAAUUUGGGACAAGGAGCGGAAAGCCAGGAGUGCUGCUGCGGCUUAG
Pestalotiopsis fici W106-1 is the source of this 846-nucleotide messenger RNA. RefSeq lists its product as uncharacterized. The transcript has a single exon. The record is from RefSeq and is a predicted model, not a curated record. Lineage: Eukaryota; Fungi; Ascomycota; Sordariomycetes; Amphisphaeriales; Sporocadaceae. Bases 1 to 846 code for a protein of 281 amino acids.